Messenger RNA from Diatraea saccharalis (sugarcane borer), 822 nucleotides. The record is from the annotation of a GenBank genome assembly. NCBI's taxonomy places the organism in Eukaryota, Metazoa, Arthropoda, Insecta, Lepidoptera, Crambidae.
AAAGUCAAUUUGCUGAUUAUUUGCUCGUCAUCGAGGAUAAAAACGAAAACUUUUUUGAACAAAAACUGUAUCUUAUCCAAAGUUUCAAAAUGUUGAGCGUUAGUGGUAACUUUCCUGAAUAUGCAGUACCUGGAGCAAAACAAGUUCGCUUUGAACCGUAUGCUGACAAUGGAGGUAGCGUCGUUGCCAUCGCCGGUGAAGACUACGCUGUGAUCGGAGCUGACACUCGUCUUAGCACCGGAUUUUCAAUAUAUACAAGAGAACAGAAAAAAUUAUUCAAGCUAUCUGACCGUACUGUACUCGGCGCUACUGGCUGCUGGUGUGACACCCUAACUCUCACAAGGUUGCUCCAAGCCCGUAUGCAAAUGUAUGAGCAUGAGCAUAACAAAUCGAUGUCUACUCCGGCGGUCGCCCAAAUGCUCUCCACUAUGCUCUAUUACAAAAGAUUUUUCCCUUACUAUAUAUCUAAUGUCUUGGCGGGCUUAGACGCAGACGGUAAGGGAUGUGUUUACAGUUAUGAUCCUAUUGGUCACUGCGAGAGGUCUAACUAUCGUGCUGGGGGCUCCGCAGGCGCACAACUGCAGCCAUUACUUGACAAUCAAAUAGGAUUAAAGAACAUGCAGAAUGUCACAGAAGCUCCAUUGCCAAAAGAAAAGGCACUCUCACUACUGAAAGAUGUUUUCAUUAGUGCAGCAGAGAGAGAUAUUUACACCGGUGACUGUAUUUAUAUUUUAGUCAUCACAGCAAAUGGUAUCCAGGAAGAGAAAUUUGAACUUCGUAAAGAUUAGUUUAUUUUUUUACCAAUAAAAUUGUUUUGAAAGU